UUAAAUUUCUAAUUCGUAAUGGUAGAGACAAAAUGCAACUUUGUCUUCAUAUGUUGACUUUGUUCGUCAGGAUAUCUACUUUACGACAUUCUCUUUUACUGAGAAGGAUGAUUUACCUAAAGAAAAACAACCACGAUCCAAAUACAGUUGUUGCAAUGCAUAAUUUUAUUACGAAAGAAAGAGAUGAUAACAAAGAAUUUUUGAAAUUUCUUUCAGUCCCAUCACUCGAAACCGUUUGCGUUUUAGCAGAAUUUGAUCCCUCUUUCCAUAUAGAACUUGCAACUUAUCUAAAGGAACUACGUCUUCCGCUGCAGGAUUUAACUAGCAUCCUUGAUCGUCGUAUUUUGAUUGUACAACAAUUCAUCAGUCCUUCAGUUUUACUUGGAAGACCAUUUCCGUCAAUAAGCCCAGCAAGAGCCAUGAACAGUUCAAUAGAUGUUGAUAAUGUUCGAAUUAGAUUCUUAUUUAAGGCUGUCGAGAACUCAUUCAAUCUUUUCUACAUCCUAUCGCCCGAUCGUGAAGAAUAUCUGUGUAUGAAAAGCUCGCGUUUCUGCAAGUAUUCUACAAAGUUUUAUGGUCAAGCAGGUGCCCAGUGGAAGGUUAUCCAGAUAAAAGAACCAAACGGGAGAGAAGAUGAUCCGUCCUUGUUUGUACUUUGUACCAAAAAACAGCCACAGAAGUUCUUAUAUAUCGCAAGUUCUUUUUUGGGGUGUGCUAAAGGUCUCGAAGAGUCAAAAGCGGUUGAUAAGGAGUGUUUAUUCAAACUUGCUCCACCUGGGGAACCCCCAAUGUACAUUCCUUUACCAGAUGCAGAAGGAGUGUCAACAGGAUUAGAUCUUUCUUGUAGUUUGUGAUGAAUAUACAUUUACACUGACGCCUGAAUAUAUAUUUAAAUAAUGGAGCCAAUGGAAAUAAGAAUCCCGGCGUAUGAAAAAAUAAAAUAAUAACAACGGGAGAAAAGAUGUUGAUCACGUGACUUUUAUUGGUCGCAUGGAAGUAAUUCCAGAAUGAUUAAUAAAAGGUAACAAACAUUGUAAACGUCAAGUUGUUUGAAUGUGUAGUUGUAGGUAAAGUUAUAAAAAAGACAUCUCCAUUUUGAUUUCCGCCUCUAAAAAUCCAAAUAUUUAGGUUUUUUAGAAGGGUGACAUAAUUUGAUCAUUACUGAUACGUAAAAUGUUUAAAUCAAAAGUAAUACAUGCAUAUGUAAAUACACAAAAUUUUAAGUGGUUAACAUGAUCACAGAUACAUGCAUCUUAUAUUUAU
Messenger RNA from Magallana angulata, 1263 nucleotides. RefSeq lists its product as uncharacterized. NCBI's taxonomy places the organism in Eukaryota, Metazoa, Mollusca, Bivalvia, Ostreida, Ostreidae. The record is from RefSeq and is a predicted model, not a curated record. Bases 33 to 854 code for a protein of 273 amino acids. The transcript is spliced from 3 exons.